ACGCAUCCGCUUUUGUUUCUGCACCUUUGCUGUCUUUCUCUUCUAUAAAUGUACAUUCUCUUCUUUCUGUGAAACAGGUGAAGUUUAUGUACUCGACGAUGGCGGGGAAGUGGAUCUGGAUUUAGGUAAUUACGAACGUUUCCUGGACAUCACUCUUCACAAGGACAAUAACAUAACGACUGGAAAAAUUUAUCAGUACGUUAUUACGAACGAGAGACGAGGAGACUACUUAGGCAAAACAGUACAAGUGGUGCCCUAUAUCACCGAUGCUAUUCAGGAAUGGGUGGAAAAAAUCGCGAAUCAAUCUGUAACAAAAGAUGGAGCUAUACCAGAGGUGUGCAUAGUGGAAUUAGGAGGGACAAUAGGGGAUAUAGAUGGAAUGCCGUUUGUAGAAGCAUUCAGACAAUUUCAACGUAGAGUGAACAGAGAAAACUUUUGCGUGGCCCAUGUGUCUUUAGUGCCGCAGCCAAAAUCGACGGGUGAACACAAGACCAAGCCGACGCAAUCUAGUGUCAGAGAGCUACGAGGAUUAGGUUUGUCGCCCGAUCUUAUAGUCUGUAGGUCGGAAAACCCCAUUGGCGAUUCCGUCAAAGAGAAAAUUUCAAAAUUCUGCGAUGUGGCCCCGGAGCAGGUUAUAACUAUUCACGAUUUAACAUCUAUAUAUCGAGUGCCACUUCUUAUGGAAUAUCAAGGUGUCAUAGAAUUCCUCAAUGAUCGAUUGCAACUGAAUAUCGGAGUGCCGCGUCCGCGUUGCUUUAUGCGAAAAUGGCGGGAUCUAGCUGAACGC
Molecule: messenger RNA, 787 nt
Organism: Temnothorax curvispinosus
Lineage: Eukaryota; Metazoa; Arthropoda; Insecta; Hymenoptera; Formicidae
Product: CTP synthase-like
Exons: 5
Biological process (GO): pyrimidine nucleobase biosynthetic process; CTP biosynthetic process
Cellular component (GO): cytoplasm; cytoophidium
Molecular function (GO): CTP synthase activity; identical protein binding
Source: RefSeq, a predicted model, not a curated record